Messenger RNA from Dioscorea cayenensis subsp. rotundata (Guinea yam), 3186 nucleotides. RefSeq lists its product as uncharacterized. The record is from RefSeq and is a predicted model, not a curated record. Lineage: Eukaryota; Viridiplantae; Streptophyta; Magnoliopsida; Dioscoreales; Dioscoreaceae. Bases 1 to 3186 code for a protein of 1061 amino acids. The transcript has a single exon.
AUGGGUCUGUUGGAACCUCCUUCGGUGGGUCGUAGGUUUACAUGGACUAAUGGCCAAGCUGACCCUAUUUGGGUUAAACUUGAUCGUUUUCUAGUCAAUUAUAAUUGGUUAACUUGCUUUCCUAGGGUGGUGCAAUCUUGUCUUCCCAGACUUGGUUCUGAUCAUGUGCCUCUUAGACUUGAAAUGGGAUAUCACUUUUUUAACCCUAGGCCAUUUCGAUUCGAACUGGCUUGGACUACGAAGGUGGGGUUCCAUGAAUUGGUGCAUCAGUGGUGGUCUGAAAUUUCACCUAGGGGGUGUGGUGCCUUCAUUUUGUCUAAGAAGAUUGCUGGGAUUAGGGCACGUCUUAGACACUGGGCGAAGCAUGAUUUCGGUUCUAUCAAACUACAAAAGCUUGCCCUUCUCCAUGAUUUAGAAGUUAUGGAUUUGGCUAAGGAAGAGCGACGUCUGUCCUCAGAUGAGAUCCGUCAGGAAAGUGACCUAUUAGACAAUUUAAAGAUUAUUCACAAGCAAGAAGAGAUUUAUUGGAAACAGAGGUCUAGACUUCAAUGGUUAAAAGAAGGGGAUGAAAAUACCAAGUUCUUCCAUGCGGUGCCAAAUGGCCGUAAGAAUCGCAAUUUUAUCCCUCGUUUGCUCAAGGACGAUGUCACCUUUGAGCACCCUAAGGACAUCGGCAGAAUUUUCUCUGAGUAUUUUAAGCUUCAGUUUGGGCAAAGGCGUUCUAACAGAUUUCAAGUUGAUCUACAUAAAUUGUUUGCUCACAAAAGUUCAGUUGACCUGACUGAUUUGGAGAGACCUUUCUCUUUAGAGGAAAUCAAAAAAGCUGUCUUUGACUUAGGGGGAGAUAAGGCACCCGGACCGGAUGGUUUUCCUUUGCAUUUCUUCAAACAUUUCUGGGACAUCAUUAAUCCGGAUCUCCUCCUACUAUGUAAUGAUUUCUUUUUUCACCGAGCCAACUUGGAAAGAAUCAACUGGGCCUCUAUUGCUCUUAUCCCUAAAGUUGAUUCGCCUGAAGCUCUUGGUGACUUCAGACCCAUAAGUUUGAUCAACUCUUCUUUGAAGAUUAUUUCAAAAUUGUUGGCGUCGCGACUAAGUAAGAUCAUCAACUCCUUAGUUAGCACUGAACAAUCUGCAUUUCUUAAAGGACGAUGCAUCCUGGAUAACAUUGCCACUGCGGAAGAAUUGAUUUUCAGUAUUCAUAAGAGGAGGUUAUCGGGGCAUAUCUUGAAAGUUGAUUUUGCGAAGGCUUUCGAUCUUGUUGAUUGGGACUUCCUCUUUGACCUACUUAGAGCCAGGGGAUUUGGAGAACGGUGGAUUAGGUGGAUAAUGGACAUUCUGUUUUCCUCUAAGGCCUCUAUUCUGGUUAAUGGCUCACCUAAUGGAUAUGUGCGAUAUCAUAGGGGAUUAAGGCAAGGCGACCCGUUAUCUCCUUUGCUAUUUGUGCUUGUUACGGAUGCGCUAUGCGCAAUGUUCUUUCAUGCUCUCCGCUCGAAGGUUUUGAUUGGGGUGCCGAUAGGGGAGGUUGGCAGUAUGUGCAAUCUCCACUAUGCUGAUGAUUUACUGGUUUUGACUACGGGAGGACUGGAAGAUUUGAGGAUGGUGAAGCUUAUUUUGUUAGUGUUCGAGGGGAUGACAGGGCUAGCAGCAAAUUUCUCUAAAACGUGUUUAUACUCUUCCUCCAUGGAUAUGCUACCUGACCAAGCUGCUGCAGACACUCUGUCUUGCAGUAGGGGGAUCCUUCCGGUUACAUAUUUGGGUAUUCCAAUCUCGGGGCGCAGACCAAGGAGGCAAGACUGGGAGGAGCUUAUUGUUAAAAUCAGAAGGCGGCUUUCCACUUGGAAAGUGCAAUUUCUGUCGUUAGGUGGGCGGCUUACCUUGGUAAAUUCUGUCCUCUCGGCUAUUCCUACGUAUUGGAUGUCACUUUUCCACUUACCCUGUUGGGUCGUCAAAAAGAUUAACCGUAUUAGAAGGGAUUUCUUAUGGUCGGGACCGGAUAUUGACCACCCUAAGUGUAGGCUUGUUGGGUGGAAGAACCUCUGUCGCUCACGUGACCAGGGAGGAUGGGGUAUUUUAGAGCUCCACAAUUUUAAUUCUGCGUUGUUAGGUAUAUGGUGGUGGAAGUUCUUGUCGGAUCCGACCUGGUGUGGUGCGAAUGUUGUUAAGUUUAAUUAUGGCUUAGAAAGUUGGAAUUUGUUUCCUAGGCCUGCCGGGAGGAUCUCCUUUUUUUGGAAAGGGGUUAUGAGUUGCCUGCCGUCGUUAAGAGGUUGUAUCCUCCAAAGUGUUAAUUCGGGUACCACAACACUGUUCUGGAAAGAUCGUUGGGUGGAUGGACAAGCUCCUAUGUACAUCUGGCCGGAUGAGUUUAGAAGGACGUCGUCUCCUGACGGCACGGUGUGUGAUCUACUACCUCUUUUUGAGGAAACACCGUUUAAUGCAAACCCGGUUCUUGCCGAUCUCCGUGUCCGGCUACGGAGGCCCUUGGGGGAUUUGGGAGAUAAAAAAUGGUGGACUCUGACAGGAAAUGGUUCUUUUUCGGUUAAAUCUUUUUAUAACUUCCUUAAUGAUGGUGGGUUACGUUGUCCAGUGGCGGAUUUCUUCUGGCGUCAGCUGUGCCCUAAAAAAAUCAAUAUCUUCAACUGGCUUGCAUGGAAAAAUAAAAUCCUUUCUCUUGAGAAUCUUGCAAGAAGAUGUUGUAACCGGUUGCCUACUGCCACUUGUGUGCUAUGUCAUGCGAAUUUAGAGUCUGUGGAUCACUUGUUCUUUCAGUGCUCUUUUGCGAGACAGGUGUGGAAUUACUUUGUGCAACUACUACAGUUGCCGGAUCCCCCUUCAACAAUUACCUCGGCUUGGGGCAAUUGGAGAUCUUUAGUGCGACCUGCUCGUAGGGUUAUUGGGGACUCUGUUGUGAAAGCCAUUGUGUGGAAUGUUUGGUUGUCUAGGAAUGAUUACAUUUUUAAUACCAAUUGCAUACCUGUGAAUGCUCUCAUCAUUAAAGUUGCUCAUAUGCUUUUGACUUGGUUCACCUCAGCUGGGGAGGGUUCUAGAGACAAGUUGGAGGAUUCCAUCACUAUCAUCCGCCGGGAGCUUGGAGUUCUUAGGUCCAAGGGUGAGGCGUCGAGGGUAAUCGCUUCCCGAGGGCUGACCCGGGCUCCAUCUUUCGGGAGAGUAGCUUGGACGUUGCGGUAG